Solenopsis invicta (red fire ant) is the source of this 3309-nucleotide messenger RNA. Its product is annotated as MOXD1 homolog 1. The record is from RefSeq and is a predicted model, not a curated record. The transcript has 10 exons. The coding region runs from base 16 to 2850 and encodes 944 amino acids. Gene Ontology annotation, biological process: octopamine biosynthetic process; dopamine catabolic process; norepinephrine biosynthetic process. Gene Ontology annotation, cellular component: secretory granule membrane. Gene Ontology annotation, molecular function: dopamine beta-monooxygenase activity; copper ion binding. Lineage: Eukaryota; Metazoa; Arthropoda; Insecta; Hymenoptera; Formicidae.
AAAAGGAAGAUAAAGAUGUUGCUACUCAGGCUGAUUGUGACACUGGUCGCGUGCUGGAUCGUCAAAUGCGACCUGUUGGACCUCUACGUCCAGCACAUGGACGAGACCAUGAGGACGAUGCUGUACAGAAGUAAGCGGCAUCCCAUGGAUCCUGUUAGCAGGAGAAUAAAGAGGGGCCUCUACUCCUCGGACGAGCCGCUACUCAAGAUCGGUACCUUCAAGAAGCAGCGGUUGGACGUCGACGAGAAUUGGUUGAAGCAGUGGAAAGCCAAGAAGAAGAUCGUCCCUUAUAAGAAAGACGCUUUGGACUAUUCAAACAAACGGGAGGAGAACCCGAGUCCCGACCAGCACGAAAUAUUCUCAGACGUGAUACAAAAUUCGAAAGACUUCGAGAGGACAUCGACCGUUCUCGGAGACGCUGCUGAAAAUUCGCAGCUGAACGAAUUCUCGCAGGAUCCGAUAAUUGAGGAACGAGAGGAAACUUCAGUGGCUGGACUGACAACAACGGAGGAUCGGACUAACGUCGAGGAAAUUCUCGUCGAGGAUCUGGAAAGAAGAUUAUCCAAAGAAGGAUAUCCGGAAGAAAAGUGGAAGGAUUCCGAAGAAAUACAGAGCGAGGAUAACUCGCAGUUCGAGAUAAUCAGCGAGAACGAGCGGAUCAAUCCGAAGCCGUUUGUCGGUCCGAACUUGAAGAGGACGCCAAGUAGCCGGGUGCCGAAGAAAUAUUUUCCGGAGAAGUAUGCGCGAGAUGCGAAGAGCCACGCGAAGGACGAGACGACGACGAGAUCCAGGAGGAGUGCGCACCAAGACGGAGUUCAUCACCACGACGGCCUCUUGUCUGGCCUCUUGGUGAGAGAGAGGAAAUUCACCAGAUAUGAGAAGCUGGAUGAGAACGGUGACGUGAUCCUCGAGUGGGAUCCAGCGGACGAGCACAAUGUUCUCUUCAGGGUCACCGCCAAAACCCUCGGCUACGUCGGCAUCGGUUUUAACGAGAAGAGCAGCAUGAAAGGCGCCGAUCUCGUGCUCGCUUGGGUGGAUGAUCACACCGGCGCUGUCAAUCUACUGGACUCACACGGUAUCGAGACGAACGGCCCACCGCUCGAAGACGUAUCCCAGGACGUCCAUGCGCUCAGCGGCUCACAAAACGAGACCCACACCACCGUAACGUUCAGGAGGAAGUGGCAGACGUGCGACCCUCAGGAUCGUCAACUCACGGGUGAUACCAUCUGGGUACUGUGGGCUCUGCACGACGUCGACCCCGAAUUAAACACGGCUCAGUGGCACGGGCCUAGACGAGGUGGAAGGCCUUUGAGGCUGAAGACAGCUGCGGCACAUUCUCCACCGCGAGAUACUCGUAAUGUACGGCACUGGGACGUGAAGCUGAAUCAGUUCGAUGUGGCCAACCAUACGGAUACUAUCUACUGGUGCAAGAUCUUCAAGACCUCCUUGCUGAAGAAGAAACAUCACAUGAUAGGGUAUACACCGCUCGUGGAGAAGGCUAACGAGGAUCUGGUCCAUCAUGUAAUUCUGUACGAGUGCGCGUCGACGGAUCCGAUCCUCGGCGAACACGCCAGGAUCGCCGGCGCUCGCUGCUACACCCCGACGAUGCCGCGAGAAUGGGACUCGUGUCUGCAACCCGUCCUCGCGUGGGCUCGUGGCAGUAAAGGAGAAUGGAUGCCGGAGCACGUCGGUAUACCUAUAGCGGAAAACGGCGAGAACUCGUACUAUAUGCUGGAAGUUCACUAUAACAAUCCGACCAUGAGGAGGGUGACCGACAGCAGCGGGAUAAGAAUUCACCUGACUCCGAAGCUGCGGUCACAGGAAGCAGGCAUUCUCGUGACCGGCGUGGCGGUGAGCCCCCUUCAUCUGGUACCCCCGCAGCAAAAGGAAUACGCCACCGCUGGAUAUUGCACCCCACACUGCACCAACACGAUGCUCCCCGACGACGGCAUCAAUAUCAUAUCGGUCGUCUUGCACUCGCACUUGGCCGGCCGACGUCUCACCCUGAAACAUGUACGACGAGGUAAAGAGUUGCCAAGGAUAGUCCAGGACAAUCACUUUGACUUCAACUAUCAGCAGUCCCACACUCUGGAAAAAGAGGUGAAGGUGCUGCCUGGCGACGAACUGAUUGCGGAAUGCGUUUACGGCACUCUGGACAGGAAGAAACCGACCGUAGGCGGCUACGCGGCUACCCAGGAAAUGUGUCUGGCAUUCGUCAUGCACUAUCCCAGAACACCUCUCGCUGCCUGUUAUAGUAUGACGCCUGUCAAGGAGCUCUUCAGGAUUCUCGGCGUAAACAGUUUCCGGGGGGUGACGAUGGAUUACUUGGAGAAGCUGUUCCUAACAAAUGGGUCUGACUUGAUUUCGCCCUCGACGAAUCAGCAACAGCUAUUUGGUUAUCCGGUCAUAAAAUCGACCGAUGAGAUCGAUAAGACUGUUGUUAGAGAAGCUGAGUUUGCGUUAAGGGCGAUGAGAGAACACCCGGAAGACAAUGAGGACAAUAACGUUUACUCGCGACUCGUCAUUGAAGAUCCCGAAGAAUUUCGAGGUCGAACUAUGGCCGAACAUAUGUUAGCUUUACCGUGGACGGAGGAUUUGCUCACGAGAUCGAUAGAAGAUAAUCUUUAUCACGGCAAGCACAUGACAUUCUGCAGAAAGAGGGAUGACCAAUUAGCGCUGCCGGCAGAUAUUCAAAACUUCCCGAAUUUUACGGCGCUACCAGCAGCGAAUAACACGCUCUGCAAAGAGAUGAAGUUCUCGUCUGGCUCCUCCAAAGUUUUCCACACCCACUUGAUGAACCUGGUCACUAUUGUCGUCGCAUCAAUUAUUACUAUUGUCAUCAUGUUGUAAGAAGCCUUGAGAAGCGAAUAGUCAACGACUGUAUGGCGAAUGCGAUUCGCACCGUCACAAUUACGCGAAUACUAUAAAUACGGUUUCCGUCACGAAUGUUUUCUGUACAUUUUCAAAUUUGCAAGCCUGAUUAACUUAUUAAUUUAAGCGAUGUUACUUUAUAAGACGAGCGAUUUUCUCGAACGAGCAUCUACCGCUCGAAACAAGUCGGGAUAUUCCUAAAGUAUUAGGUGCCCGGUCUUUUUUUUAAUUUUCGUUGAACCGGCACACUAAGCGUUGAUAGAUAAAUAAAUAUAUAUAUAUAUAUAAAUAUAAAUAUAAAUAUAAAAGUAUAUAAUAUAAUAUAAUGUGUAAAUAUAUAAUAAUUCUUAUUUAUAAGUCGUGCACUUUCUUCUGUUUUACCGUUUUGUAAUACGUGUCUCUUGUAUAAAAAUAAAUGUUUAAGCAAUUUUUUUUAAA